Linum trigynum is the source of this 1152-nucleotide messenger RNA. Lineage: Eukaryota; Viridiplantae; Streptophyta; Magnoliopsida; Malpighiales; Linaceae. The record is from the annotation of a GenBank genome assembly.
AUGAACAUCGUUCAGCGCCAUAAGCUGCGGAACCUCCGUGACCGCAGCAUCGCCGAGCACUUUCACCUUGAUUGGGAGGUGUUCGAGGAGCUCCAUGCCAGACCACAGAUGGAGGCCGCGGUCCGCUCCCCUGCUUGGCAGCGUCUUCUCACCCUCGCCGAGCCGACCUACAAGGAGCUGGUCUGGGAGUUCUAUGCCACCUUCCACCACAACUCGAAGGGGAACUCCGACCAUGCUGAUGCCGUUCAGUUCACCCUCGGCGGGGUGGAGCACUCCCUCAGUUACUGGGAGUUCGCCAAUGCACUUCGUCUCAAUUCCCGAGCAGCAGGCAGGCCUCCUCUCCGCUUGGACCUCUCAGAUCCCACCGACUUCGCUUGCCAGGCGUACUUUCAGAGCAUUUGUCUGCCGGACAGUGUGGAUGAAGAGUACGUGGCCAGCCAGACGCGGGCUGCUCUCCUCCGUCCAAAAUGGAGGAUCCUCAACCACCUGAUGUGCACUUCUUACACACCCAGCCAGGGCUCGUCCAACCGGGUCACACUCCGGACUCUCUGGUUGUUGCAUGCGAUGGGUCGUUCUGAGGACACCAUCCAGCUGGGCUUUGUGCUUGCCCAGACGUUCACUAAGGCAACCAUCAGCACGACUCGCAGCCUCAUUUGUGGCCCGGUGAUCACCGCCUUGGCCCGCAACUAUGGGGUGGACUACACAGGGAUGACAUUGCUCGCCUCAGGCGUGUGCGCUGGAUCGCGGGCCUUCCUCAGCCACCUAUACCUGCAGAGGGCGACCAGGCCGAGUCGAGCCGCUGGUGGGCGCCGAGUUCCCCGUCGCGUUCCCCGUCGUGCCCAGGCUCCCGCGAGCCCCUCUCCUGCUCCCCGGUCUCCUUCUCCAGGGUCACCACCUCCAGUGGUGGUGCCCAUCUCCGACCAGUUGGCGGCGAUCUCGCAGCAGAAUGAGCGCAUCCUGGCCGGCCAGGAGCGCAUCCACACUCACCUUGACCGCGAGCGGGACCGAGGGCGUCGUCUCAUGUCGGGGCAGCACUACAUCAUGUCCUACUUGGGCUUGGACCCGAACGCGGUCCACUACCCAUUCGUGCAGUCCCCAGGAUUUGAGGAUGAGUACCCUCCAACCGCCGGUGAUAGUGGUGAUGCCUUCUAG